UCAGCUUUGCAGUCAUCUCCCACAGCUGAGACACAUCCAGACGACUCGGACGACUGGUAUCGUGGUCUUUUGAGCCAAGUGUGAGAGGCCGUCAUGUUGUCGGCGUUUCGCGCGCAGCCCAUCUAUGAGCUCAAACAGCAAGACAAGGCCAAGAUCGAGUCGGUGUUAGCUUAUGGCGACCGACUUCUUGUAGGCCUCAGUACAGGUACCCUCCGUAUAUACCGCGUCAACGAAGUCCCCGAAUCAGGUCAGGAUGCGACUCCCACAAAGGCGCGCGCUGUCGAUCUGGUGCGUGAGGAAGAGAAGUUCUCAAGAAGAGCAAUCCAACAGUUGGCCAUAAUCAAGGAAGCGAACAUCUUGGUGUCCUUGUCGGACGGCCAUGUCUCUAUCCACGACCUUCAAACCUUCCAAUUGCAGGAGAGGCUGGACAAAACGAAGGGCGCAACUGCUUUCGCCGUCACCUCCAAUGUCAUAAAAGAUGCCGUCACAGACAUCCCAUCUCUAGUCUCUCGCUUGGCCGUUGCUGUGAAACGGCGCAUUCUGUGGUGGAGUUGGCAAGACAUGGAGUUGUCCCCUGAAGUGCAAGAGAUUACUUUACCACACUCCCCAAAGUCGCUGUUAUGGGCUACUGGUACCAAGAUGCUGGUCGGUCUAGAUCCUGGCUUCUCCAUCAUCGACAUCGACACUCUGGCUGUUGCAGAUGUCAUUAGACAGACACCGACUGGCAAUGUCAGGUUUGGUGCUGUCAGCUCGUCAGGCAUGGGAUACAUGGGCAUGGGAAGCUGGGUGCCCAAGCCCAUGGCAACAAAUCUCACAAACAACAAGAUGCUCAUCGCGAAAGACGUCAACACUUUGUUCAUCGACACAGAUGCGAAGCCUGCUGACAAACGUCAAAUUCCUUGGGCCUUUGCUCCUGAAGCUCUUGGCUACUCAUAUCCCUACCUGCUGUCGUUGCAACAAACUGCAAAGGGAGCUCUAGACGUACGGAGUCCCGAUACCCUGAACCUCCUGCAAACCAUCCCUCUGCCUGGUGCUUCCAUCCUCCAUGUUCCGCAGCCCAAUAUCAGUCUGGCACACGCUGGAAAGGGCUUCCUUGUUGCUAGUGACAGAUGUAUCUGGCGUAUGGUAGCUCUCAACUAUGAAGCCCAGGUCAGCCAGCUUGUGGCAAAGACUAAAUACGAUGAAGCCAUCAGUCUCCUCAACAUGCUGGAGGAUACACUACUCAAGGAUAAGCAGGGGUCGAUCAGAGAGAUUAGUAUGAUCAAAGCUCAGAACCUGUUCUCCCAGCAAAAGUACAGACCGGCCUUGGAUCUCUUCACCGAUGUUUCUGCUCCACCAAAGCGUGUCGUAUCCUUGUAUCCAAAAUCUAUCGCUGGAGAUCUCUCAACCGUCGAAGAACAUGCGGAGCUUACAGAAUCUGAAGAGCCAUCUGGCGAAACGAGUGCUGCAGAAGAAAUUUCAUCACAGCCCGACGAUCAAAUUAAGACUACGCAAACUCCAACAAAGUCCGUGCUGGGCAAGUUCAGACCAUCGGCACCCAAGGAUGAUGCUGAUACUGCAUCAAUCCGGUCUUUCCGUACCACAAGCGAGGCACCCCGAGAGAAGCCAGCAAGGGACCCGCCAUUGACUGGUUCUGACCUGAAAGCUGCUGUUAUGGCAUUGUGCUCCUACCUUGCUCAAUCUCGUGUUCAAGUGCAAAAAUACAUGAACACUGACGGCACGCUCAAAACGGAGUUGACGGAGGGUUCCAUACCACCAUUCAGCAAUCUUAUUGAGCUUUCUGAAGGUGCAGACAAGGUUGACUGGCAAGCCGAGUUGCUCGAAGUAGCGAAGUUGGUUGACACAACUCUCUUCCGAGCCUAUAUGCUCGCUCUGCCUUCGCUUGCAGGACCGCUCUUCCGCCUUGACAACUUCUGCGAUCCGCAUGUUGUCGAAGAAAAGCUCUACGAAAGUGGAAGAUACAACGAUCUUAUCGACUUCCUCUACGGCAAAAAGUUGCAUCGUGAAGCUUUGGAACUACUUGAGAAGUUUGGCCGCAACGAGGCAGCCGAAGAAGUCAUGCCUGCAUUAAGGGGUCCGGACAGAACGAUCGGCUACCUGCAAAACCUGCCCGCCGAGCUCAUCGACAUCAUUUUGGAGUUCUCAGAAUGGCCCAUCAAGGUCAAUGCCAAAAAGGGCAUGGAAAUCUUCGUUGCCGAUACCAGGAACGCUGAAAACCUUCCGAAAGACAAAGUUUUGAAGUUCUUGAUCCCAUUAGACAAAUCGCUUGCAGUGCAAUAUCUGGAACACGUCAUCCUCGAGCUUAACGACCGAACACCGGAGUUCCAUCAAAAGCUUGUAGACCUGUAUCUCGAGAAGCUGCGAGAUACAACAGGCAGUAGCGAUGAAGAGCGCGAUCAGGCUCGAACAAAGCUUGAAGAGUUCUUGCGUAAUAGCACACAAUACCACAAGCUCAAGACAUUCAACCAGCUACCUGCUGAUGAUCCAGACGUCUUCGAAGCCCGUGCGAUCGUACUCUGUGCGAUGGGAAACCACAAACAAGCUCUUCAAAUCUACGUCUUCCAAAUCCGCGAUCACGAAAAAGCAGAAGAAUACUGCAACAAAAUCUACCUCUCCUCCUCAACGUCUUCUCCUGCAGUCGGCUCAAAUCCCAACACCGGCAGCCAAAGCUACGAAAAGAGCAGUAUGGCUAUCGAUCCUGAAGACCAACAACCAAACGUCUACACCACCUUGCUCUCACUCUACCUCAAACCUCCCGGUCAGGAGAAAGUGCAAUGGGAGCCCGCACUAGACCUACUCUCCAAACACGGUCCUAGGUUGCCUGCAGCAAACACACUCGACCUCAUGCCUAGCGACCUCCACGUCAGCGAGUUAUCCUCCUACUUCCUCGGCCGCAUUCGCAGCGCCAACACCGUAGUCCGCGAAGAACGUAUCCUCAAGACCCUGCUCUCAUUACAUCAAACUUCUUUAUCUGAGGAUCUUUCGCUAGGCCCAGAGUACACCCGCCUCACCACUCAUAAAGGCGGUAGAAGUAGACGGGUUGUGAUUAAAGAGGAAGAUCAUUGUAGGGUCUGUCACAAGAGGUUUGGCAAUUCGGCGGUUAGGGUAUACCCGGACAACGAGGUCAUCCAUUAUGGAUGCGUGGGAAGGAGUGGGGUACAGAGGAUGAAGACGGGACACGGACAGGGAUUACAGGCGCUAAGGCAGUUGCCUUGGGGUUGAGGAUUAUAAUGGUAUACCA
Messenger RNA from Aureobasidium subglaciale EXF-2481, 3241 nucleotides. RefSeq lists its product as uncharacterized. The record is from RefSeq and is a predicted model, not a curated record. Gene Ontology annotation, biological process: autophagy; endosomal vesicle fusion; intracellular protein transport. Gene Ontology annotation, molecular function: protein binding. Gene Ontology annotation, cellular component: fungal-type vacuole membrane; cytoplasm. NCBI's taxonomy places the organism in Eukaryota, Fungi, Ascomycota, Dothideomycetes, Dothideales, Saccotheciaceae. Bases 94 to 3222 code for a protein of 1042 amino acids. The transcript has 2 exons.